CCCGUGCAACGUAAUGUAAUCUAAUUGACGAGCCAGGCAUCUCUACAUACGAGUGUGGUCCAUUGACUUGUGACACCUAUCAUCAUCUCGUAGGGAUAUCCAGGAGGGUCGAGGUGACACUCAGAUCCUGUAGAUGGAACCACUCAACUCGGUGGCACAAUGCGUGGGUGAGAUUUGCGCUAAAUGAACCUACUAGCGAGGAUAAAAACAAAGUUAAUCGGCCCAAGUAAACCCCGCCGCCAGGAAUCCCCUUGCUACUCAUCCAGGCCCAAGCUUUAGACGUUGUACUGCACCUUAUUACUGUUACUGUAACAUCCAUGUCUACUCAAGUCAAGAAUGUCGCACUGAUUGGUGCCAGUGGUAACCUUGGAGUUGUCAUCCAGGACCAUUUCCUCGCCCAACAAGACUCACCUCUUCGCCUCUCCGUUUUGACGAGGCAGAACUCUGGUGCCAAGUUUCCCAAGGGCUUGAAUGUGAUCUCGACGGACUACAGCCCCGAGUCUCUCGAACGAGGCUUGAGAGGACAGGAUGUGGUCAUCAUGCUCCUCCCCCCAGAGUCCACCGUUGACCAUGAAACUGUCAUCGACGCAGCGGUAAAGGCAGGCGUCAAGCGCUUCUUCCCCUCUGAGUACGGUGUCAGAACCUACCACCCAGAUUUUGCCGACGGCGUUCUGCUCGCGACCAAGAAGCGAUCUAUCGUCAAGCAUCUAGAGAAGACCCAAGAUCUCAUGAGCUGGACCGGUAUCAUGUGCAAUCCUUGGGUAGACUUUUGUGUCAUCGAUGGACUUCUGGGCUUCGACAUCACCAAACGAAAAGCGCGCAUCUACAAUGGUGGCGAUGUGCCGUUCUCCACGGGUCUCCGUGACUUAGCUGCCCAGGCUCUCUACGCGCUCAUCACCAAUCCGGAUCGUCUCAAAGAAGCAAAGAAUCAGUACAUCCACGUCGCCUCUUACACAGUGACACAACUGGAGAUCCUUGACGUCGUGCAAAGGCUUACCGGCCAGGAAUGGCAGGUCGAGAAUGUCACCUCUGAGGGAGUUCUGCCAGAAGCCCGAGAGGACAUCAAGAGAGGCUUGAACUGGGGCCUGGGCCACCAGGUCCAAGCUAUUCUUUUUAGUUACGGCUCAGACGGCCACGCGAUCGGUGAUUUCCGCCCGUUGGGAAUCUGGAAUGAGAAAUUGGGCCUGCCGAAAAGCACCUUGGAGCAAGACCUGAAGGGCCCUCUUACGGGCGAAUGGAAGGGGAUAGUUCACUGGCAGCCAGAAGAGCUUCCCAACUAUGAACUCAAAAAGGAUCGCGGUUAAUCGACACGCCUGUAGGUUCACAACCCACAAGAACUUCUCCAUGGAGGUUGCUCUCGAAAAGCACUACAUGUACACGCAGGUCUCGUGAUAGUAUGCAACAUGUUGGUUUCUUGUCACCGCUUUACAAUGGCCUUGAGUAGGACCCAGAGAUAACACUCUAAUCAAUCAUUACAAUGCAUGUAAUCUUAUUGGCGAAAGGGCUUCAUCCGUUUCCACCAUGUGCAUCCAUCUCAUAGUGAGAUUUCCAAAGGCGAAUAAAUAAGUGGAAUGUCAGGAGUACUACUAAAGUAUUGAAAUAAAGAGCCUUGUUGGAAUUAGUAACAAGAAAGCCUUGAUAGCCUUUGAAAGAUCCAGUAGCGGAUUUGAGGUCGGAUCACAAUUUCAAUGGAGC
This is a messenger RNA of Fusarium redolens, 1695 nucleotides long. RefSeq lists its product as uncharacterized. Gene Ontology annotation, molecular function: oxidoreductase activity. Bases 318 to 1304 code for a protein of 328 amino acids. The record is from RefSeq and is a predicted model, not a curated record. NCBI's taxonomy places the organism in Eukaryota, Fungi, Ascomycota, Sordariomycetes, Hypocreales, Nectriaceae. The transcript is spliced from 3 exons.